UGUACCGGCCGUGGAGGCUUGGAGUCGUAGGUGGGGUCGGUUUGACACCCGGCUCUUCGGAACCCAGCAAGGAAAGGCAGUAAAAAGGACGGGAUCUUCCCCGCGCCUUCGGGACGACCCACAGGCCCUGUCUUGGGCUGGACGGGGCUGCGCUCUCGCCGAGGCCUCGAAUCCGCCCCCUGUCCUCGUCGCCCCGGAGGUGGCACCUCAACCUUGCGCGCGUUUCUACUACGGGGGACAGGCUCGGAGUGCCGCAGUCGGCACGAGGUCGUCCAGCCCGGCGGAGCUGUGCGGGUUCGGCUGAGCCCCCGGGGCGCCCCCCGAUCGCGGCUUCUCACGACCCGGUUCUGCUCAUGGCGGCGGCGGCGGCGCUGGUGGGCCGGGUUCAGGAUUGUGUGACCUUCGAGGAUGUGUUCGUGUACUUCUCCCGGGAGGAGUGGGAACUCCUUGAGGAGGCUCAGAGAUUCCUAUACCGUGAUGUGAUGCUGGAGAACUUUGCACUUGUGGCCACUCUCGGUUGUUUGUGUGAACCAUAUGAUGAGGAGGUACCUUCUGAGCAGAGUGGUUCUGUAGAAAAAGUGUCACAGGUCAGGACUCCUGAAUCAGAUCCAUUCAUCCAGGAAGCCCACCCAUGUGAGAUGUGUGACCCACUCUUGAAAGACGUUUUACAUCUGGCUGACCACCAGGGAUCACACCUUAUGAAGAAACUAUAUACGUGUGGGCCAUGUGGGAAAGGGUUCUCCUUCAGUGCGAAAUUUUACCAGCACCAGAAGCAACAUAGUAGAGAAAGUGUCUUCAGAGGGGAUAAUGGAGGGGCUUCAUUUGUGAAGAGUUGUGCAGUCCACAUGUUUGGGAGAUCCUUUACAUGUAGCGAGGAAGGGAUGGACUUGUCAGACAGCUCUGGCCUCUUCCAGCACCAGACCACUCACGAUUGGGUGAGUCCAUAUGAAAGGACAGCGUGCAUGGAAUCUCUCCCACACAGUUCCAGUCUCAGGCAACAUGAGGGAGACUGUGAUGGACAGAUGGUUUUCAAUUGUAGUGAUAAUGAGAAAGCCUUCCUGAACACCUUUACUCUCCUUGACAACCAGAUAACUCAUACUGUGAUGAGACCUUUCAGAUGCCUACCAUGUGGAAAUGUGUUCAAGGAGAAAUCAGCUCUUAUUAACCACAGAAAAAUUCACAGUGGAGAAACAUCUCAUGUGUGUAAGGAGUGUGGAAAAGCCUUUAUUCAUCUGUCCCACCUAAAAAUGCAUCAGAAGUUUCACACUGGUAAAAGACAUUACACAUGUAGUGAAUGUGGGAAGACCUUCAGCCGCAAAGACACACUUGUUCAGCAUCAGAGAGUUCACACUGGUGAAAGGUCUUAUGACUGCAGUGAAUGUGGAAAAGCCUACAGCAGAAGCUCUCACCUUGUUCAGCACCAGAGAACUCACACUGGAGAAAGGCCUUAUAAGUGCAGUGAAUGUGGGAAAGCCUUUAGCCGUAAAGACACACUUGUUCAACACCAGAGAUUUCAUACUGGAGAAAGGCCUUAUGAAUGCAGUGAAUGUGGGAAAUUCUUUAGUCAAAGCUCCCAUCUUAUUGAGCACUGGAGAAUUCACACUGGGGCAAGGCCUUAUGAAUGCAUUGAAUGUGGUAAAUUCUUUAGUCAUAACUCCAGCCUCAUUAAACACAGGAGAGUCCACACAGGAGCAAGGUCUUAUGUGUGCAGUAAAUGUGGGAAAGCUUUCAGCUGCAAAGACACACUUGUUCAGCACCAGAUAAUUCACACUGGGGUAAGGCCUUAUGAGUGUAGUGAAUGUGGGAAAGCCUUCAGCCGUAAAGACACACUUGUGCAGCACCAGAAAAUCCACACGGGAGAAAGGCCUUAUGAGUGUGGUGAAUGUGGAAAAUUCUUUAGCCAUAGCUCCAACCUCAUUGUACACCAGAGAAUUCACACUGGAGCAAAGCCCUAUGAGUGCAAUGAGUGUGGGAAAUGCUUUAGCCACAACUCCAGCCUCAUUCUACACCAGAGAGUUCACACUGGAGCAAGGCCUUAUGUGUGCAGUGAAUGUGGGAAAGCUUAUAUUAGUAGCUCCCAUCUUGUUCAACACAAGAAAGUUCACACUGGAGCAAGACCUUAUGAGUGCAGUGAGUGUGGGAAAUUCUUUAGCCGCAAUUCUAGCCUCAUUCUACACCAGAGGGUUCACACUGGAGAAAAGCCUUAUGUAUGCGGUAAUUGUGGGAAAGCCUACAGCAGAAGCUCCCAUCUUGUUCGGCACCAGAAGAUUCACACUGGAGAAAGGCCUCGUGAGUGCAACAGUUUUGGUGACUCUUUAGCUGCAUCUCUUAAAAUUGUUUAGCACCAGAAAAUUCACACUAGAGAAAGGCCUUAUGAAUGCAGAAAAUGUGGUAUUUCCUUGUUCAACCUUAUGUGACUCACACCAGAAAAAACCUCUGUGAGUACCUUUUGUGAGAGAACCAACAGGUGAACCUGGGGAGAUUCUUCAUAAGCACCAUAUACAUGGGAUGCUUUCAUGAGGUCUUUUGCACUUUCUAAACUGCCCAGGGCUUUUGACAGUUAUAUCACUGCCAGUGCCUGUGGUGGAAGCCAUCUUAUUGCUACCAGCUGUAUGUCAGUCACUCACAUUUUGCUCAGGGAAGGCAGACUUCUGUGCUCGCUCCCCUGUUCCCUGCAGGGAAUCAUGAGUGUUCCGAGCCCAUUGAAGGUCCUCAUUUUUUCCCUUGUGAUUAGGUUCUGAGUGGACAUAAUCUAGCUCUGUCCAAAAGGAUCUGAGCUAAAGUCUGCUAGGAAUUUUCUGACAAGGUUUCCCUUCAUGGCAAAUGUUGACUGUAAACAUGAUGGUUGUGACUUAUUUGUCCUACUGCCAAAUCACCCAACUUUGGACCUUGCCUGUCCAAUGCUGCUCUGAUUACUACAGUGACAAAGGCCUAUUGUGGCAGCCUUUGCUCUUGGGGGUUCUGUUUACUCUGUAGAAUGGAUUGAGAGAAGAAUUGGGUUCUGUCAGUAUGAAGGGAGGAAUACCUUUUGUGGACACCAUCUUUAUGUGCCUCAGAGGGGACCACAGGAUGACAGAGAACGGUUCUCAGUCUAGUUCAGCCUAAUUUGCACCAUUGUCCUAGGCCUGCUAGGGAAGACUGAAUAACUUUGUGUGCCUAAUUCUGUGGCCUGGAUGUCAGGAUUUCCUGUGAGCCCAGUGUUCAUCCUGAGGGCAUGGUUGGUGAGAAAAUCUCUAGUGUUUGUGGAAACAACAGUUGAGUCCCUUGACUCACAUAUUCCUCAGCAUUGUUGAAGGAUUAAUAUCUUCUGGUCCUGUACAGAAGCCAGUCUCUGACAUCAAGAAUCCCAUAGGCAAGUGCCAUUCAUUGUAAGAUAUACAGGGCAAGAUGAGAAUCAUGAUUGGUACAGAAACACUGAGAUUCUGGAGUGGGGAUGACUGUGGCAAACAAGAUUUUUACAUUGUAAAGGGGCGUCCACAAAUGUCCAUGCAAUUAUGACUGUGUGGAAUGAGGUACAGAAAUUUUCAGGAUGUCCAGACAUCUGUAUUUCCUGUAGCCAAGGCCACUGUCAGAGUAAAUAAUCUAAAGAUUUCUGGAUUUCUGUACCUUCCUGGGCAGUUGACCUUAUGGCCAUCACUGCACAGGCAGGAACCCCAGCACUGACAGAAGAGAAAGCCAGGGAUGGGGAUUCUCUAACCCAGCCAGCAUUCCUAGUGACUGAGGUAGAAAUGGACUUCAUUGCUCUCCAGUUUUUGCUGACAUUGAAGUAGGGCUCACUCUCCUAAAAUGUAGAGAGAGGGAUGUGGUAGAGCCAAAAUAGUUGGCAGAUCUAACUUUCUAAGAGGAAUGGUAGAUAUGGAUUUGUAUGGGGAACAUUUAGUUCUUAACAGCUUUAUUGAGUUAUGAUUGACACACAAUAAACUACAAAUGUGUAAAGUAAAAUGUACUAUGUUUCAGCAUGUCUAUACACCUGUGAAACCACCACAAUCAAGAUAAUGAACAUACCCAACACAACAAAAGAUCCCUGUAUCCCUUUAUAAUCCUUACAUCCUAAUACUUCCUUUUUUUUCUCAGUUUGCAAACAACAGAAAUCAUUUUCUAGAAUUUUAUAAAUGAAAUCAUACAGUAUGUAUAUUUUUGGGGGUAGGGGCUCUGGCUUUUUUGUUUUUGUUUUUUUACUACACUUAACUAUUUUGAGGUUAAUCCAUCAUCUUGUUGCAUGAAUCAAUAGUUUGUUCAUUUGUAUUAGUAGUAUUCCAUUGUAUACUACAAGUUUUCUUUUUUUAUUCAUUUAGUUGCUAAUGGAUGUUUGGAUUGUUUCCAGUUUUUGGCUAACACAAAUAAAGCUCCUGUGAAUAUUUGUGUGCAAGUUACAGCUGAAUAAUAUUUCAUUGUAUGGAUGUACCAGUUUGUUUAUCCAUUUACCUA
This is a messenger RNA of Lemur catta (Ring-tailed lemur), 4428 nucleotides long. RefSeq names its product zinc finger protein 304 (gene ZNF304). Gene Ontology annotation, molecular function: DNA-binding transcription factor activity, RNA polymerase II-specific; RNA polymerase II transcription regulatory region sequence-specific DNA binding. Lineage: Eukaryota; Metazoa; Chordata; Mammalia; Primates; Lemuridae. The record is from RefSeq and is a predicted model, not a curated record. Gene Ontology annotation, cellular component: nucleus. The transcript has 3 exons. Gene Ontology annotation, biological process: regulation of transcription by RNA polymerase II. The coding region runs from base 354 to 2342 and encodes 662 amino acids.